AUGUGUCCGACACUGAGGUACCUCCCAAGUGAAAAGUACUUGAUCGAAAAAGGAUGCUUAAGAAGUACUUCUGCAGACUUAAUUGGAUGUGCCUACAGACGUAGCAUGAGGCACGUGUACUGCAUCUGUGCCAGUGACGACUUCUGCAAUGAAAGCGCAUCAGCCGGCAACGGCUCGAAACGUGAGCAGAAGCUAUCGGUGCAGUGCCGAGAAUGCUACACGUGGAAGAGCUGCCUCGGAAUCUGCCAUGCUGAUUACUGCUGGGCAGAGGCUAUUACGGGGGCAGAACAAUGCGGCUACGGUGUGCCUUUUCUACCGUACCACUAUCAAACCCCUUCGUUGCUUUCUUUGGAGUCGAACCACAACGCCUGCGUAAGAAUCGAGUUUAGUGGCCAGCUGCAGGUAAAACGAUUUUUCGAAUGCAUUUGCUCAGGCCAUAAUUGCAACGGAUUUUCAAAAUCAGUUUCGAAGUUUCAGCCGCUGUCCAGCGAUCGACCGUUGGUCACAUGUUACAGCUGCUCCCACAGUUCCACAGUGCCUUUCCGCCGGACGGUGUGCCGACAGAAUACGUGUCGAGGUCAGUUCUGCUUUUUAAGCAUAGAGAACGCCAAUGUUCCAAGCGGAUUGCACGCACAAACGUCCGGCUGUUUGAAUUCGACUAUUCCGAGUCACGUUGUACUCGGAUGCCGCCACAAUUGGAUCCUGGACCAGAGGGAACGAGUAGAAUGCGUGUGUACUAAGGACUUGUGCAACUCUGAACCUAGCACUCUUAUCAUGCUCGCGUGUGGAAUACUCACUCACCAUGAAUGA
This is a messenger RNA of Soboliphyme baturini, 810 nucleotides long. NCBI's taxonomy places the organism in Eukaryota, Metazoa, Nematoda, Enoplea, Dioctophymatida, Soboliphymatidae. The record is from the annotation of a GenBank genome assembly.